This is a messenger RNA of Klebsormidium nitens, 864 nucleotides long. NCBI's taxonomy places the organism in Eukaryota, Viridiplantae, Streptophyta, Klebsormidiophyceae, Klebsormidiales, Klebsormidiaceae. The record is from the annotation of a GenBank genome assembly.
AUGGCCGGGGGCCUGUCCGGUCCAUCUGGAAAGAGAGGCUCGGCGACCAAGUCGGGGGAUCCCUCCGGGAUCAAGCGGAACGUACGGGACCCCGGAGGAGAUCCGCUGGCCGGCGAACUGGACGGCUGGAAAGAGCGGGCGCUGGUCGCCGAAAAGGAUACGGAAAAGGCGCAAAAAGUGCGCGGGGACUGUGAGACGAAGGCCGCGGAACUGCGCGGGAGAGUGCGCAGACUGAGGGACGACUCCGCGCAUAUGCGCGAGGACAUCGCAGUCCUGCGCAGCACGCUGGAGAUGCAGACGCUGCACGGCGGCGCGAAGGGUUUGGAGGCCGAGGCGGCCGCGCUGAAGGACGCGCUCGCGCGCGAGCGCGAGCAGCACCGGCUGGAGAACCAGAGUGGCGGGAGACGAGCACGCGGCCGAAGACGCUGCUCGCGUUCUGGCCGGAGAAGGUCUUGGACGGCGUCGCGUUCGGGCAGCGGAAUCCGGCGUCCGGACAGCGGAACUCUACGUCCGGCGAGAGGAGCGCGCAGGGGAGCAAUGGCGAAUGACGAUCUGGCGGACAGCGCGGCGAGCCCGAUCCACGUAGCAGCCGCCCUUGCUGCCACGUCGGCGGCUGACGUCAGGGACAGCAGCGAGAGCUCCAACCGGGAGUUCGGGGGAUUCUCCGCCGGCCCGACGGAUCGUCCCCCGAGCUGUUUGAGAUCGAUUCCAGGUGUGUUCACCCGCUGUCGCCGAAGGAGAAAAGCGUCCGGGCAAAAAGAACCGAGUCGGGAAAGAGCGGAACUCGUGAAAAGCGGCGCACAAGGGGCGAAGUGGUAUGCAGGGGGUUUGGCGGUGUCGCCGGCGGCCGACGGCAGUAACUAG